UGCUUUCUGGUGAUGGAAAUCACAAGAGUCUUUGUGUCAGGCUUGCCGCCUACACUAAAUAAUGAUGCGCUUCGAAGUCAUUUUGCCAGCCGUUUCGAGGUCACCGAUGCUCAUGUCAUUCCCAAACGGCGAAUCGGGUUUGUGGGAUUCAAAGACCAUAACUCCGCCCAGAAUGCAGUCAACUACUUUAACAAGACAUUUAUCAGAAUGUCAAAGAUUGCCGUGGAACUGGCCAAGCCUGUAGAUGCUGCUCCUGAAGUAAAUUCGAGGUCAAAAGCUAGGAAUAGCUCCCCUCGUGAUGCAGAUACCAGCUCCAAAUCUGGCUCAUUAAAACGAAAACGAGGUCUUGAGGAAGAUGACCCAAAACUGCAGGAAUUUCUCAACACUAUGCAGGCGCCAACAAAGACUAAGACCUGGGCGGAUACAGGAACAGAUCUAACUACUAGCUUGCCUUUUCAUAACGAGGAUUCAAAGAAUGCCGAGAUCCCAGAUGAAAUGCCAACCAAAAGAGUCAAAGCAGCCCUAGAACCCGACUUACCUGAAGAGUCUUCUAAAACUUCACAGUCCUUGAGUACUGGGUUACGCAACAGAGAGCUGAACAAUGACGCCCAGGCUACGGCAGAGCCUACGGAAUCUGCACCGCAAAGUGAUGCUGACUGGCUUAGGUCGAGAACGAGUCGCUUGCUAGGUUUGCUUGACGACGAAGAGGAUGCAGGCCGUCCAGUGGCUGAAACCACAAACGCCUCACCGCCAGUGAGCCAUCGCAUUCAACACGAGCCGACGACUGAUCAUUCGGAUGUCUCCGCUGAAAAAGAAGAUAACGACCCCGCUGGGUCAACUGACGCGAUUGACGCGAAUGUGAAACUAAUUCGGGAAACUGGGCGCCUAUUUAUCCGCAAUCUACCAUAUGAUACAACCGAGGAAGAUCUUCAAAGCGAAUUCGCUCGUUUUGGGAAGUUAGAAGAGUUACAUAUUGCAUUCGACUCUCGUCAUUCGACAAGCAAAGGAUUUGCAUACGCGCAGUUUUUUGACCCAGACUCCGCCAUCGAGGCAUACAAGCAAUUAGAUGGAAAAGAUUUCCAAGGACGGCUUAUGCAUGUAUUACCUGCAUCUUCGAAAAAGACGUAUAAGAUUAAUGAGUACGAGUUAUCAAAAUUGCCGUUGAAGAGGCAACAGCAGAUUAAACGGAGAGCUGAAGCAGCGUCUUCUACAUUUACUUGGAAUUCUCUCUAUAUGAAUGCGGACGCUGUGAUGGCAUCUGUAGCAGAACGGUUGGGGGUACCGAAAUCGGCGAUUUUGGACCCGACUUCGUCAGACGCUGCAGUGAAACAAGCUCAUGCAGAAACGCAUAUAAUCCAGGAAACGAAGGCUUACUUCAGCGCCAAUGGCGUAAACCUGGAUUCGUUCAAACAGCGUGAGCGUGGAAAUACGGCGAUUCUUGUGAAGAAUUUCUCAUUUGGAGUGAAAGCUGAAGACCUCAAAAAGCUAUUUGACCCGUAUGGACAGAUCAUGCGGCUUCUAAUGCCGCCUAGUGGUACCAUUGCAAUUGUUGAGUUUAGUAUGCCAGAUGAGUGCCAGAAAGCGUUCAGAGGUCUUGCCUACAGGAAGUUGGGGGAUUCCAUACUUUUCCUGGAGAAAGCUCCUAAGGGCCUCUUUGAAGGUAAACCCACCACGCAUAUUGCCGUUCAGCCACAAAAGGCUGUAGCUCCCGCAUUUUCAACCUCAGAAACAUUCAAGGCCGGUGAGCCUGAGAAUGAAGUCGAAAGCUCGACACUCUAUGUUCGGAAUUUGAACUUCUCCACCACUACCGCCAGCUUAAUGGACGUGUUCAAACCUCUCGACGGUUUCUUGUCCGCCCAGGUUAAAACAAAGCCCGAUCCAAAGAACCCCGGCGAGAGGCUGAGCAUGGGAUUCGGCUUCGUGGAAUUCAGAACCAGAGCCCAGGCCCAAGCUGCCCUUGCUGCGAUGAACGGGUAUAAGCUCGACCAGCAUGAACUGGUCAUCAGACCCUCACACAAGGCAACGGAUUCAGCAGAGCAACAAAGACGCCAGGACGCGGCAAAGAAAAACGCGGCUCGCAGGACGAAGAUCAUUAUCAAAAACUUGCCUUUCCAAGCCACCAAGAAGGACGUUCAAUCUCUCUUCGGCGCAUACGGACAACUCCGCUCCGUACGCGUGCCCAAGAAAUUCGACCGCACAGCCCGUGGUUUCGCAUUUGCGGACUUUGUCAGUGCUUGUGAGGCGGAGAAUGCGAUGGAUGCACUUCGCAAUACCCAUCUUUUGGGGAGGAAAUUGGUGCUGGAGUUUGUCUCUGAGGAAGCUGUUGAUCCGGAGGAGGAGAUACAGAAAAUCGAGAAAAAGAUGGAUGCGCAGGCAAAUCGUGUGAAGCUUAAGCAGCUAGUUGGUUCGGGGAGGAAGAAGUUUCAGGUUAAUCCUGUUGGUGAAGAGGAGUGACUAGCUUCCAUUUAACUAUGCCAAAUAAUGACAUUCUUCCCUGGGAAGCAGGUUUUAGUCUUGGUUGAUCUAUAGAUA
Coccidioides posadasii C735 delta SOWgp is the source of this 2532-nucleotide messenger RNA. Its product is annotated as Multiple RNA-binding domain-containing protein 1. NCBI's taxonomy places the organism in Eukaryota, Fungi, Ascomycota, Eurotiomycetes, Onygenales, Onygenaceae. Gene Ontology annotation, biological process: poly(A)+ mRNA export from nucleus; nuclear mRNA surveillance. Gene Ontology annotation, cellular component: nucleus; cytoplasm; ribonucleoprotein complex. Gene Ontology annotation, molecular function: mRNA binding. The record is from RefSeq and is a predicted model, not a curated record.